GUCGUGCCUAUCGAACACGUCAGAGGACGCUGCGCGCCGCGGGUUGGCUAGCAGAACAGAAUCCCGCUGAACAAGCCGGAUUCGCGGCGCGGAAACCAAAAGCAGACCUCGUUUUCUUCAAGAAAGGGGUCAGGAUGUUUCGUUCUCCUUACUUUGAUGGCUACACCGACAUCUCAGUGCAGGACGAACAUGGGAAGAACCGUUCUGUGGUGGGAUGCCUCUUCCUGAUAGUGAUCGGCUCGUGUGUUCUGGUUGGCUAUGGGAUCUGGACUCUUCAGAACAAAUUCUUCUUCGCACCCCUGCUCGACAGCCCGCUGUACAGUCUGGGCCUGCCCGUUAUGAUAGCGGCUGGGGGAAGCGCCCUGGCUGUAUGUAUGCUGCACGUCUGUGUCAUCUGUGCAAGGAGCGGCUGUAAGAAACCGUUCCUAGGUCUUCUUGUUGCCAUCACCUUCCUGGGACUAGCUUCGGGAAUUGUACUGUUCAUAUCGAAGAACGAGGUUGAUGGCACACUGGCGGGUAGACUAAGAAUGUCUCUUGAGCUGCAAUACGGACAGCCAGGAGAAGAGGGCUUGACUUUUUCUUGGGACAGAACACAGGAAAAGCUGCAGUGUUGUGGAGUAGGUAAUAAGACGUCAGGGUACCUUGCCUGGAGGAGCAGCACGUGGUACCUGAACCAGACACAAGUCCGCCCCAGUGCGCAGGUGCCGCAGAGCUGCUGCACUGUUGAUGACGACACGGGACAAGCCCGCGAAUGUCAGUUUGAUGUACCGAACCAGUUUCUGAAUGAAAAGGGAUGCCAAGACGAUGUCCAAGAAGUGUUUUUCGAUCACGCUAGAGAGUUGGGGAUAGUUGCAACUGUGGUCAGUCUUUUGGAGCUGAUGAUUCUUCUGGUGACGCUCAGCACACUCCGACAUCUAUAGCUGUCAUCAUCAUCAUCAUUAUCAUCAUCAUCAUCAUUAUCAUUUGAACUUCAUUGAUACAUAUCAAGUUGCAAGCAUGACGUAAAGCUGAUUUGUCUUCACCGUUUUUCCAUUGAUGUUACAUCGAUACAUUGCAUGUUUGCAAGCUGCACGUCAAUGUAACACAAACAUGUUCACUUCGCUGUGAUAGCUAAGGCUUUACAUGAGCAAAACAUAAUUGCAUGAUCAAUACAUUCAAUAUCGAAAUAAGAAACAUCCGACCGGCUUGGAUGAGUGUUUGAAAAUGGGAAAGACGUUGAUGAUAUGCAAACGCGAUUUACCUAGUCUGUGCAAUGAUCUGUGUAACACAAACGCUGAUGCCCAGGGGUGUAACUGACCCACAGAGGAGGCCGGUCGGAUGUUGGGCGGACUGCUGUAAGCGAGAUUUAAUCAGAAUACGAUUUUCCCAGCUCGACCAAAAACAAACAAGCUUGUUAGGCGAAAAUUUUCUUGCUUUGGCCUUAUAGUCAAAUAAACUUUUGUGACAAUAUAA
Messenger RNA from Branchiostoma floridae (Florida lancelet), 1452 nucleotides. Its product is annotated as tetraspanin-11-like. NCBI's taxonomy places the organism in Eukaryota, Metazoa, Chordata, Leptocardii, Amphioxiformes, Branchiostomatidae. Gene Ontology annotation, cellular component: membrane. Bases 135 to 920 code for a protein of 261 amino acids. The record is from RefSeq and is a predicted model, not a curated record. The transcript is spliced from 7 exons.